AUGGCUGGCACCCGAAGCCCUUCCCUUGCUCGUUUCCUGUCCGACUUCACCCUCGGCUUCUCCGAUGGACUCACCGUGCCCUUUGCCUUGACGGCUGGUCUCAGCUCCCUCGGCCGCGCCAACACAGUCAUACUCGCUGGACUCGCCGAGCUGUGCGCUGGCAGCAUCAGCAUGGGCAUCGGCGGCUACCUCUCUGCCCGAGACCAGGUCUCUUGUGCAUCCAGCCACCACAGCAGCCUCGAAGGCGCCAGCGACGAGGAAGAGUUGAGGGGGAUGCUCCACGACAGGAGCACCAGCGACAGCGGCGGCAGCAGCAACGGCGGCGGCAGCACAAGGAGCAGCACGCGUGGUAGCAUCGACGAGAAGGCGGACCGUCAAGACGCCGGGUUGAACGAAGAACUGCUUCGUCGCCAUCUCGAACCCCUGUCGCUUCCCUCUUCGACCCUAUCAGACGUGAUGGCGGCGCUGCGGUCCCGAUCAGACGGUAUCGCUCGCGCUGCCGCAGGCAUUCGGGAACUCGGCGAGACGGAAAAGUCGCUGUCGUCGUUUUCGGAGCCGUCCCUGCCCGUCUGGCCCAUCGCCAGUGGCCUGUCCAUCUCGCUGGGAUACGUCGUCGGUGGCGUCAUUCCUCUAUUGCCCUACUUCUUCGCCGCCACCGUCGGUCUUGCUUUGCGCUGGAGCAUCUGUCUCUGCCUUUUCGCCCUGAUGACGUUUGGCUCUGGCAAGAGCUGGGUUUUGCGGGGCGAGCAGAGGAGCUGGCGUUCCUGCUUUCUCGAGGGACUCGAGAUGCUGAUCCUCGGCAGUCUAGCAGCCGCAGCAGCAGUCGUGUGCGUCGGCAUCGUCGGUGCUGCCUCGCCGGAAGGGGCAAAAUGA
Molecule: messenger RNA, 873 nt
Organism: Drechmeria coniospora
Lineage: Eukaryota; Fungi; Ascomycota; Sordariomycetes; Hypocreales; Ophiocordycipitaceae
Exons: 1
Coding region: 1-873 (290 amino acids)
Biological process (GO): intracellular manganese ion homeostasis
Cellular component (GO): fungal-type vacuole membrane
Molecular function (GO): manganese ion transmembrane transporter activity; iron ion transmembrane transporter activity
Source: RefSeq, a predicted model, not a curated record